Molecule: messenger RNA, 3077 nt
Organism: Amoebophrya sp. A120
Lineage: Eukaryota; Dinophyceae; Syndiniales; Amoebophryaceae
Source: the annotation of a GenBank genome assembly
UGCAGCAUUGGGUGGUCGUGCCUUCCCCGAUGAUGGUCUCUGUGACCUCGUGUCGGCGCAAGCCGAUGUUCACUUUGUUCUCGGCGUUCACGGUCCAGAAGAAGACGGCAUUCCUCGUGGGCCCUACUUCCCUGCUCCACGACGCUUCUUCACCGAUGUCGGUGCGGUGUAUCCUAUCACGCGAAAAAGAACGGCUUUUGAAUCCCAUGCUAGUUUCAGGCAGAGUGCACGUGCAGGCAAAAUGAUGAGUCUGUGACAGGUUUGGAACCUCGCGAGCGGUUAAGACAGAUAUAUGUUCCAUGCCGUUGCGCUAAGGCUUGUGCGUUUGAGUGAUUUUUUUUUUGCAGCUGUAGUUGUUGUUUUAUCGCAAAAGCGAAGAUGUCUCAACUUCGAGUACAGCGGACGCGCUAGCUGCGUCUACACUCGAGACAAGAAACACAAUACGCUGCCAUUCGAAUGAAUUGAGAUGCGACUUAGAGCACACAAGAAAGAAGGAGAAAAAAAAAAUUCUGCCCGGACGUAAGCAAUAAUUGUUUUUUUUCGUGUCAUAAGUUAACAUGCGAUGAUCCAGAAGGUCCUACAGGGUAGAACAAUUUCUCGCUUGGACGUUGCCGACGCCCUGGGGGUAUUAAGGGUAAAUAUGUCUGGGUGGUCUGGGGCGCUUCGGGGUUUGUGAUUUUGGUGCAGCUUUCGCAACGUGACAGGUUCUGAACAGAAAUGUCGUCUUUGGGAUUGCGUGGUCAAAGGUGUGUGCUGACCUUCGCUGCCUUUAAUGCGAUAAAGAUUUUUGUAUAUGAAGACCAGACCGAGACCAGCUACCGCUAGCGCCACAAACCCGGGCUCUACUUCUAGACCCCAACAUAUUACGAUUUGCAAUGCAUAGAGGAAUUGGCAGCAGAUGCAGACGGUACUCGGAAAAGGGGUUGCGCAGAGUGUUUAUUGCCCGCUGAGGAGUUUUUACAAUCUCAACUGUUACACUUUUUUCUCAUUUUGAUUGCAUGAAGCGUUUGUGUGGGGCUGCGGUGACGCAUUCAUUUUUUGUCACUGGUACGCAGGACAAGUUCUAAUGUCACAAAAAGCUGGAAGUCGUAGACCCUACCGCAAAAUUGUAGAUGCAAGACACAACUGGCGCCAGGUUCCGAUUAGAGUGCAAAUGCGUCACAAACUUUCAGCUUUAUGUAAUUUUUGGAUAACAGUGAGAGCUUGUAAACGCCUGACCAGGUUAUAGUGUUCGAGACUGCUUUCUAUCAGAAAAGAUCGAGGACUUCAUGCUGGUAUGCAUUGCAAGUAUGGCUGGGUCGGUAAGAUAGAAUGCAAUUGCAAGCAACCUGCAUAUACAAUUGUGCAUUGCGAAGGAGAAUGUGAAUCUGUGAUGCGCGAAGUGGGCUAUGACAAUGAUUUCUGUAUAGUGUGUUCCGCAAAAAUGCGGUUUCUCCAACUCGUUGCGCAGGUUUCGUUGAAGUCUUCGGAUACCGGAGGCCAUUUCGCAUAGCGAACGUGGCGUUUUUGCCAGUUUCCCGACCCAGACAUAUUUGUCCUGAAUAGCCGGAGACUUUGCGCGCCCAGUUGGAGAAAAUGCAAUUGAUGUUGUUGUAGGCAAUGCAAAGAAGUAUUGUACUCGUAGUGCUUGCACGACAAGCGCUUUCUGCGUGAAAGAUGGCGUCUGUCAUGUAGAGUCAAGGCCUUAGAAAAACAGAUUGUAAGGACCAAAUGUACGACUACAAUACUUUUGCACAGGAUAAGUUGUCGCACUUCGGCGCCGGCGUCUUUCGAUUCUACAUCGAUUCUGCAAGACCAGAACGCCUUCGCUUUCACAGAUCGCCGCAAGGGCAAAAAGUAGGUGACUGGGUGCAACAAAGGAUCACGCAGGCAAAAAGCAACGUGGAAAAUUUUUUGCGUUUAGGCGUAUCCGUUGGCACCAUGGCCAACCUGGAAGACCUACCGCUUGAAUCCAGGACAGCCGAAGUUCGAGUGUUCCUGGAGGCAGCAAGUUUUAGGAAAAUGCAGCCAAAAAGGCUUUUCACGCAGGCUGCAAAUGGGAGUGCGACCAAUGGUGUCUAUGCAAGGCGAAACCGAAUGCAUCAUCGUACAAGUAAAAAUUGCAGCACAUACAUUUUUUCAUGAGUGUGCUCAAAAUAAAAGACGUCGCAGUUUGUCAUGCAAUGUUUUUCAGGUACUAAGUAGAAGUGCAAAUGUGUCAUGCACGAAGCUUGCAAUUUUUACGAGCACGAUAUUCAUAUUUUUCGGAGCAUACUGUUUAUAUACGCUCUCGGGAAUUCGCAAAUAGUGACAUUGCACAAAUGGACUUCGGAACGUAUUUCGGCGAGCUCAUGGGUAGUCGACCUGGUGGUGCCUUGCUCUGGCUGGUCGACCAGUGGAUCGAAAGCGUGACUCCAGGCAACCGAAGUCGACGUCUAGUGCUCCGAUCAGCUGCAGAAGCGCUCCGCCUUGCCGAAUAUUUGUCAGGCGAAAAACCGCCGGCGGAGCUGCAACGGCUCGCAGCAGAAGAGGUCGUGAUUAAGUGGGUACGCUGGAGUACCACUCAGGCAAGACCUUAUGUGCUACGCGAAUUUAAGGACUUGUCGAAUCGCGAUCGAGAAUUCCUGUCUCAGUAUUUUCGAGCCGCCCUGGAAACAGGAGGAGGUGGCGAACACUUUAUUGGACGCUUUGCAAGACAACAGCAUCGCACUCGUGAAAAUUGCACCGCAUACAAUUUUUUCUCAAAAUCCGCUUGCCAGAAUGAAAAAACGCAUUUGUCAUUAUGGUAAUGUAAUUGUAAUUCUGCAGCUAGGAAUAGGGAACCGAUACCGGAAUCCACAUUUUGCAUGCAUUGUUGCAAUGGACACGGGGGCGAUACCAUUUUUUCGAAGGAUACUAUUCUGCCACGAGAUCUGGCCGCGAAGCUGGAGCGUCUCGUCUAUCCAAGUCUGGACGGGAGGCUCCGCCGGCUUGUAGAAGAGUGGAUCGAAAGCGUGGUGCUGCCCUACAACGAACGCCGGACAGAAGGACGUCUAGUACUCCAAUCGGCCGAAGAGGCGCUUCGCUUUGUCACAUACUUAUCGAGAUUCACUGGGGGC